Molecule: messenger RNA, 3957 nt
Organism: Nakaseomyces glabratus
Lineage: Eukaryota; Fungi; Ascomycota; Saccharomycetes; Saccharomycetales; Saccharomycetaceae
Gene: LTE1
Product: mitotic regulator LTE1
Biological process (GO): Ras protein signal transduction; positive regulation of GTPase activity
Cellular component (GO): plasma membrane
Molecular function (GO): guanyl-nucleotide exchange factor activity
Source: RefSeq, a predicted model, not a curated record
AUGGAUAUCUUCAGUCAAAGGGAUUACUACCCGAUACCUUCGGAUGAUGUAAUCAAGUAUAAGCAUAUGGUCCAUAAGAAAUGGAAUAAGAAUGAAGUUAUUCAAGCAGACAUACCAUCAAUAAUUGUUCAUUUAUCGUCUCCAGUUGAUUCCGUUGACUAUAAAGGAUUUUCGGACUUCUUCCUAUUUUAUAGGAACUUUCUGACCCCAGCAGAACUCUAUGACUACCUUAUAUUGAGAUUUAAGUGGUGUAUGAGGGAGAUAGAAAGUUAUCAGCAUCAAAGAAGUGGUGACAAUCAGCUUCGUAUUGGUAAAGUCGCGUUAAUUAGAACAUUCGUACUGCUGAGACAUGGUAUUCUGAAUCAUUUCGCAGACGACUUCCUUCUUAAUGAAAACUUGAGGCUGCGAUUAAUAAGUUUUUUUAAUGAAGAUAUCAAGUCAGACAUGAAAGUAAUAGUGAGUUGUUUAAUCAGUCUAAAAAAGGCUUGGCUUCAUGCAAUGAAACUUAAUUGGGAUAACGUCCUAUUUAAUGAGCCCGCAUUUUCUGCAUAUACAGAUUGGAUAGAUUAUAAAAUAAAGGAUGUAUCGCAGUUAGAUAUGGCCCAAAAGAGGAAUAGUAGGUUCAGCUACCAUGGUAUACAAAGUAUUAGCAAUCCAGAUAUGAGGAAUAGAAGCAUACUUUCAAUAUACAAGUCAGAUAAUUUUGAUCAUAUGGUACAGUCCAAUAGUAAUAAGAUUAGCAGAAACAGAACUCCAUCCACCCUGCUUUUUCAAAAAGAUUCAUCAAAUAGCGAAAUGGCGACUGUGUAUUCAAAUAGAAAAGGUGCCCAAAAGAAAACGAUAGCAUUACCUAAUAUUCUAACGUCAGAGUUAGAUCGUAAAGAUGUUAUGUCAAAUGUCACAAGAAUGUCUCAUAUAAUACAGGAUGCUAAGACUCUUAGGUCUUCAGAUGUGAAUAAAAUAAUACCUUCAACACCAGCAAAAAAGGUCGAGCUAAUAUUGAAUACGAUAUAUUCACCCGAUUGUUUAGAAUCUGAAAAUAUUCAGGAAUCCUUAAACCAAGAUACAUCCUCUACACAAAAAUCCUUCCCAAAAGGUAUUAUGAGUCUUUUGGCUAGAUGGAAGAAAAACCAUAAGAUAGCAGACCCAAAAAUAAGGAAACCAGUUGGAUUUACCAAUAAAAGAGAGGCAGAGUUAGACAAUUUUGUAAAAUAUGUGAUUUCAAUUUCUUCUCUCACCAAUAAAGAAGAAGAUCUGAAAAGGUUAAAUGAGAAUCUUGACUCCAAAUUUGAUAUAUUAAGUGCACGUACGAUAGAUGAAGUGGAAUAUCUGUUUCGCUUAGAAAGUAAAUUGUUAGCGCAAUUGAGUACAAUGCAGAAGACUACAAGGACUUUAUCUAAUGAUGAAUUCAACGAUGUCAAUGUACCUAAUAAUAUCGAUUCUAAGCAGAUAUCUGCGAUGGAUAACCUAGAUUUGUUUAGGACAGUUAAUGGAGUAGCGAGAUCAGUCAUCUCGCUAACUAAUUCAGUUAAUAAACUGAAUAACCUCUCAGAUCAUAGUGUUUUGGACAGAAGAAGGGUAAAAAGUUCAAUGCCUAAUUUCUAUAAUAGGGAGCGCUCUCUAUCCGGGUUAUCUAACUAUGCAGGUUUACAAUUCUAUGAUGCAAGCAGUGAAAUGUCAGCAGAAGAUGAUAAACCACAAAAGUUAGUCUUUCAUGAUGGUGUGGAUGAGUUAAAAAACCAUUUAACUCAAACAUUUACAAAGCCAGGCAGUAUAUCAAAUUCUUCUCCGUUGAAAAAGGUCUUACCCAAUCUUUUUGAACAUCCCUCUGUUGAUAGUUUAGCUUCUGGAGAUGCCUGCUCAUAUGUUACUUAUGAUUCACAGUUAAGCCAGAUGGGGACUGUAAAGAAGUCAAUGAAGGAUGAAACUAGUAGAUACUCGAACUAUGAAGGGCCAGUACUUAAAAAAAAGGUGGCAUAUGACAAUUUAAGAGAAUUUACUUUUGAGGAUUCUAAGGAAAUAAUUAAAAAUGACACUUCUAGUUUGAUAGAUAUAUUAAAUAGUCCUGUUACUCCGGAUCUAUCGAUACUACCUCAAACGCCAACAGGUAAAGGGUCUGUGCAACAUAAGAAGAAAGAAAAGAGUGAAUCAAUCAUUAGUCCUGCGAGUGGUAGAAUAAGCAUUGCUAAAAGUCACCAUAUGUCAUUGAGCCCCAACCUAACAAAAUUAAAAGAAGAUGAUGAGUAUGUCAAAGGGGACAAUAGUCUUGGUCAAGCUGAAGAUGAGCUUAUCAGACUUGAAAAAAACCUGCGCGACUCCAAAUUAGAAAACUAUAAUACGGUAGUUGCUGGUAAUCUGGGAGCUGGAAGCGGAUCAUCAACGCCUCUAGGAGACAGUCCUACUAAUGUAUUUGAACUGCCCUCCAGCAUUAACAUGGUUGAAUCUGAUAUGGAUACUGAGAGUUUUGAAAGCUCAUUUGAGCAAAGACAGCCUACUAAUCUCAGAGAACAAUACUUUAAAAGUAUAGGAUCCCCCGAAACAGCUUCUCCUAGAAAAGUAAAUUCCAACAAUGCAUACUCCCAAGUGAGCUCACAAAUGAGUCCGUCUUUAGCAAAUAAAUACCUAUUCUCGCCUGACAAUGAGAGUUUAGAUAUUGCCUCGCCUGUUAAGAAUGUUGAAGAUCUGAAAUCCAGGUUUUUGAAGGGCAAUAAUCAGUCAGCGUCAUCAUCACAAAUAGGUGCUUCUAUUAAUACCUCUGUUACGGCAACUCCAAAAAAUAAUGACAUGUUUGGAUCGGACUUUGAUAAAAAUGGUUUAAAGAAUAUAAUGACUGCCUCGGAAGAGAAGUUGUCAAAAGAUCCAGUAGAGCUAGCGAUGAUGAAGCUUGAAGGCACAUUUAAAAAAAACAAAAGUGGUAAUAAUACAGGAUACUCUAGUGAUCUUGAAAAGGAAGUUGAUAUCUUGAACAUAGCUAAUCUUCCGGAAAUGAACGCCAACCCUUCCGAUAAAAGGAAAUCUUUGAUGCUAGACAGAAGAAGGCAAACGAUGUUCAAUAUUGGACCAUCGAUAUACCCGAGCAAUACUAAUGAUGAAGGUUAUGAUGAAGAAUCUAUAACUGAUGAUAAGAUAUGGAGCUUAAUUGCCCAAUAUCAUAUUGAUGACGAGAAUUUAUUGGCAAAGAAUCAUGCAAAUCAUGUUCCAUUUAUAUUGAUGUAUGAAUCCAAGGACGUUGCACAGCAAUUUACACUAAUCGAAAGAGAAAUCCUUUCAGAAAUUGAUUGGAAGGAUCUUUUGGAUAUCAAAUUACUUUAUAAAGGGCCAAAUCUUACCAGCUGGUUGCAACUCUUAAUUCAAAACCAAGAGUUUACUGGGAUUGAUUUGGCAGUGGCCAGGUUUAACUUAACUGUUGAUUGGGCAAUUUCUGAGAUUGUAUUGACAACUGAUUUGAAAAUGAGAAGAAACACCAUAGAGCGUUUCAUACAUGUCGCCGAGCACUGCAGAAAGCUUCAGAAUUUUAACACCAUGAUGCAAAUAAUCUUGGCUUUGAAUUCUGUAGUUGUUCAGAAAUUCACAGAAGCUUGGCGUCUAAUUGAGCCAGGUGAUAUGCUGCUCUGGGAAGACCUGAGGAAAAUACCAGCAUUGGAUUGGAACUAUCAUGCUCUGCGCACCAUGAUGAAGACUGUUGAUCCAUUGAAGGGGUGUAUCCCAUUUAUUGUGGUUUACUUAUCUGAUUUGACCAUAAACUCCGAGAAAAACACUUGGAUUGUGGAAAAAAGAGUAGUUAAUUACAGUAAAUUCUCAACGUGUGUUCAAAUAGUCAAAAAUUUUAUUCAAAAAGUGCAAUGGUCUAGUUUCUACGAUAUCAUUCCAAUUCAAGAACUUCUGAGCAAAUGUAUUUAUAUCAGCUCCCUUUCACAAGAUGAAAUUGAACAUCUAACAGCAGAAUUCGCAAGGUGA